This is a messenger RNA of Nothoprocta perdicaria, 3239 nucleotides long. RefSeq names its product leucine rich repeats and calponin homology domain containing 1 (gene LRCH1). Lineage: Eukaryota; Metazoa; Chordata; Aves; Tinamiformes; Tinamidae. The transcript has 19 exons. Gene Ontology annotation, molecular function: protein binding. Bases 59 to 1948 code for a protein of 629 amino acids. The record is from RefSeq and is a predicted model, not a curated record.
ACUAAAUCUAUACCAUAAUUGUAUUAAAAUUAUACCAGAUGCAAUAGUGAACUUACAAAUGCUAACUUACUUAAAUUUGAGUCGAAAUCAGCUUUCUUCUUUGCCAGCUUGCCUAUGCAGUCUUCCUCUAAAAGUCUUAAUUGCAAGUAACAAUAAGCUAGGUUCCCUUCCAGAAGAGAUAGGGCAGCUGAAACAGUUAAUGGAACUGGAUGUCAGCUGUAAUGAAAUUACAGCUUUGCCACAGCAAAUAGGCCAGCUGAAAUCUUUGAAAGAACUGAAUAUCAGAAGAAAUUACCUCGAAGUUUUACCCCAAGAACUAGUACAGCUCCCCUUGGUAAAGUUCGACUUUUCCUGCAAUAAAGUGCUUGUGAUUCCAAUUUGUUUUAGAAAGAUGGUGCAACUGCAAGUAUUAUUGCUUGAGAACAAUCCUUUGCAAUCUCCACCAGCACAAAUUUGUACAAAGGGUAAGGUGCAUAUAUUCAAAUAUCUGAGUGUACAGGCCUGUCAGAUUAAAUCAGCAGACUCACUGUAUCUUAAUGCCAUAGAACCACCACAUUUGCCACCGCCUGUGGAAGAGAGUAUUGAUGACAUCUUCCCCAGUAAGAAGGACUCUGACUCAGGUGUUGGCAGCGAUAACGGCGAUAAACGUUUGUCAGCAACAGAGCCAUCUGAUGAAGAUACUAUUAGCUUUAAUGUACCGAUGUCAGACAUCAUGGAAGAAGAUCAGUUUGUAAAAGAAGACUCAGGUCACCAUGCUAACUCAAGAAAAGUGGAAUUCCAUCAGGGAUCUGCUCACUUGGUUGUCAAUGAUAAGUCAAGAGAAACGGGAAACCAGUUUGUUGAUGGAUCGGAUACUCUCACUACUGAAUUUAUGAGUUACAUUAAGAGCAGAGCAGCAGAGUGUGAUGAAUUACUGCGAAUAGAAGAGGACGCACAAUGGCAAACAGAGGAAAUAAUAAAUUUGUCAGAAGAGCAAACGAUUGAUAUAGCAAUGAUAGAACAACUAAGAGAAGCAGUAGAUUUGUUACAGGACCCCAGCAGUCAAAUGCAGAUGGAGAUGUCCUCCCUUGCUCAGAAAGAAAAUGCUGAAGAGGAACUAGAAUUUCAGAAGAGGAGGGAAUUGAUUAUGGAGAAAAAGAAGACGGAAGCCAGAACAUGUGAACAGGGCAAAAGCUGGUCAUUGAGUCAGAAUGAUCUAAUAGUUUGGAAUACAAGUGGACAUAGUGCUCACAAUGAGAACAAGGAUAAAAGUCCGACAGUGUCUCCCACUGCAAACAACACAGUCCCUUUUGGCCUGAAGCCACGAUCAGAGCCAUCCCUCACUCUUCCUCCUAUCUCCUUCAACACACUUACACAGGCACAAACAUGGGACAGCUAUAGCUACAGUAUCCCCUCUGAAGGAGACAGUGACAAUGUGUUCUUAAGACCACAGAGAAAUUUGGAAUCAAUAGACCCACAAUUUACAAUUCGAAGGAAAAUGGAGCAGAUGAGAGAAGAGAGAGAGCUUGUGGAACAGCUACGUGAGAACAUAGAAACAAGACUAAAGAUUUGUUUGCCUGAAGACCUGGGGUCUGCUCUGAUGGAUGGCGUAGUUCUUUGCCAUUUAGUAAAUCACGUUCGUCCUCGUUCUGUAGGAAGUAUUCAUGUACCGUCACCAGCAGUACCUAAACUUAGCAUGGCCAAAUGCAGGAGAAAUGUGGAAAACUUUCUGGAUGCAUGUAGAAAACUGGGGAUACCAGAGGCUGACCUCUGCUCUCCGUAUGACAUCCUGCAGUCGGAUAUUCGUCACAUUCGAAAGACUGUUGACACUCUGCUCGCCCUCGGGGAGAAAACCCCACAACCAACUUCUACCUUUCGCUCCUGGGAUCUAAUAGGCUUUUGUCUUUUCCACAUACUUUUUAUAGUCUUGAUGUAUAUAACUUAUCACUGGAAUGUGCUAACAGCAUAACCUGUUCGCAUGCGCACACAAACUUUCUGCUUUAUCUCUGACAAAUUACAGGUACUUAAUUUCCUUCCUUUGUCUUGAAAACUUCUCCCUACCCCCUUGCUUCCCUUCCGUGUAAUAUCUUUAUUAAUCUCUCGAGUAGGGGAGAGAGGGAUUAGCAUCUUGAACCGAUCUGAAGGCAAGUCCCAUCUCUUCUCUCACACUCUAGCUGUAGUCCAAGCACUUAGGUACAUCUAUAUUUAUGGUUUGUUUUCCUUAUGUUGCGGAGACUACAUGCUAAAUAUGCUAAAGCAGUGAAGCCUCUCAUGUCCCAUUUUGGAGGAGGCUGGCUGUAUAUCCCAAACUGAAUAGAACGAAGCCUCUUUGUGUGAAGAACCUAGAAAGAUGCAAGCACUUCAGGAAUGGAGGUGGCAGUUCAACAGAUAGUAUUAUCUGAGCUGGUGUCAGUUAUCUCAACGUACAUUGUGCUAGGAGCACAUCCACAACCAUUUUUUCAAAUUACUGUAUUAUUUCAGUCCUUUAGAUUAAUAACAAAACUGUGUCUUUAAAGACUGUUGAUCCUUCCUACUGUUCUGAUUUAAUCACAUCCUGGGCCAGUUGCAUUUUUCUACUUAAACUUUGUUUGAACCUCUUCCACCAGGUUCACAGUAUUUUUUUUUUCCUUCUGUCACCCCAAGCAGUGUUGAACUGCUUUUAAAUACUGGCUGUGUUACACCCCAGAGAUGGCUGUGAAUUAGUGCUGGGAAUGCGAAACUCGUAACAGGCAAGGGGCUUCAGGAUAUUUCCAAAUUAAAGAUCACAGAGGACAACGUUCUAUAAUAAAACAGUUUGAGAAUGACCGGGUAGAUUCUUUUUAUCUGCUGUUCUUACAUGUGACAUCAAGCAGGUCGCCUCACCAGCUCGUCCCUGUUUCAUCACCUGUGCAGUUGCGGGUAAUGUUUGUUUGUGUGUGUAACCAAAGUAAUAAAGGAAAGGGAGUUAGCAACAUAGGUCAUCUGAAUGUUACCUUCUCCACCACAGCAGGCUUUGAACAAGACAUUGGACAAAAAUCAGCCAGGAAGCCUUUAGCUGUAUUUCAACUUGGCCUAUGGUUAGAGCAAUGGACUGAAUAACCUCUUUAUUUCCCUCCUUGAUAAACCAACUUUUUAGCUAUGUUCCUCACCAAUUCAAAAUCUACAAAUGAAGAACAGUUACAGAAGAGUUGAGAUUUGAUAAACUCAAAGAUAAGAACUCAAAUGUAAACCUGUGCUGUCACUGCCUGGGUGCUGGUGGCUGAAUUUUCAGCUCAGCAUCU